Messenger RNA from Pungitius pungitius (ninespine stickleback), 4643 nucleotides. RefSeq names its product thrombospondin type-1 domain-containing protein 4-like. Gene Ontology annotation, molecular function: metalloendopeptidase activity. Gene Ontology annotation, cellular component: extracellular matrix. NCBI's taxonomy places the organism in Eukaryota, Metazoa, Chordata, Actinopteri, Perciformes, Gasterosteidae. Gene Ontology annotation, biological process: proteolysis; extracellular matrix organization. The transcript is spliced from 18 exons. Bases 266 to 3148 code for a protein of 960 amino acids. The record is from RefSeq and is a predicted model, not a curated record.
GAGAGAGAGUAGUUUUUCCGUCGUGUUGAUUUUCUCCACCUUUGUGCCAUUUUGCGGCUUUGCGCGUAAAAGGAAGCCGGUUUCGAGGGACUCGAGUCGGACUCACUGCUCCGCAGACGGACUUAAUGAUUGAAAUGACUUAACACAAAGUUUGUGGAGGGAAGAGCCCGAACAUCAACCCGGAUCAAUGAAGUUAUAGGACAGCAGGUAGGAAGUAGAGUGGAGAACUUCAGCAUACAUCACCUGCAGUAUCCCUCUUGAAGCUAUGCAGGCAGCCUGCGUCUGGAUUGCCAGAGCUUCUGUCCUCUGGCUGUUACUGUCCGACCUCCUGGACUCCCAACACUCAACACAACAGAUGAAGGUUCCUGAGAGGGCAGAGCCCCCACGGGAGUUUAGGGCAGAGCAGGGAGGUGUUCAGGGCUCCUGGGGUACCUGGGGGCCCUGGACGACCUGCUCUCGGACCUGUGGAAGAGGGGUGCAGGAGCAGAGCAGGCCCUGUCUGCCUGUUUACACGCCGUCCCAGUACCCCUCCAGGAGAGGCGGUGUUCCCCCCCGGCAACCAGGCCACGUCAUUUCAGCCCUGCGGCCAACAGUUCCUCUGCACCGCGACCCGGCCCGGUCCUCCAACAGCAGCAGUCAUGGCGAUCUGAGGGAGACUCGGCCCGAAGGACGCAGGAGAGUCACUCAAAUCAACCCGGGGAGGUAUGGCUACGGGAGAGCUCCUUAUGUUGCUCCAUCACAGGGCCGGGGCCCUGGUAGGCCUCGCCCCGGCAGACAGAGACGCUCUGCGCCGGCUGACGCCCAGCGCCACGCCGCCAGGGGCCACGUCGGCCACAGGUCAAACCACCUGGAGCCCGCCAACCCCGUCCAUCCCCGCAGCAGACCAAGGGCACAGCUGCCCAAGCAUAACCAAGUGUGGGCUCCCCUCUACCAGCCUGGUCCGGCCAACCAGGCUCAGGUCCCCCAGGAGCCACAGUCGAGCAGGCAGACGUCUGGGCCCCAGCAGCACCACGAGAGACCCUACGACCCGCUGCCUAGUUCCUUCUGCACGGGGGAGCAUGCUCACUACAGGAUCUGCAACAGUAAUGCCUGUCCUCCAUCCAGCAGACACAUCAGGGCUGUUCAGUGUUCUUCAUACGACAAGCGACCUUUCAUGGGCCGAUUGUACCAGUGGGAACCUUUCAAUGAGGUUCCUUUGGAUCAGCACUGUGGACUCAACUGCCGGGCCAUUGGGUUCAGGUUCUACGUGCUGCAGUCAGAGAGGGUGAUGGACGGGACGCCAUGUGGGCAGAAUGAUACUUCUCUAUGCGUGCUGGGGACGUGUUUGAGUCCGGGCUGCGACGACUAUCUGGGGUCGGGAAAGGUGAUGGACGAGUGCGGCGUGUGCGGGGGCUACAACACCACCUGUAGGCUCAUCUCUGGAGUGUUCAAGCACAGCUUGACCAAGGUUGGCUACCACAAGAUCGUGGAGAUCCCGCAGGGAGCCACCAAGAUCAACGUCACGGAAAUGGUGAAGAGCAGGAACUACCUAGCUCUCCGAAGCCGAUCGGGUCGAUCCAUCAUUAAUGGAAACUGGGCCAUUGACAGACCAGGGAAGUACGAGGGAGGCGGGACCAUGUUCACCUACCGCCGGCCCAAUGAAAUCAGAAGCACUGCUGGGGAGUCCUUCCUCGGUGAAGGGCCUACCAAUGAGAUCCUGGACGUUUAUAUGAUCUUCCAGCAGCCGAACCCUGGUGUUCACUACGAGUACAUUCUCCCGUCUGAGCAGCCAGUCGACCCUCAGCAGCCAAACCACGGACCACAAGGGAACGCUGUGAAUGGACAGGCUGGUUCCGACCAUCACAGCGGCACUCAUCAAGAACACUUGGAUCCGGCAGGUGGCGGGCAGGAACCUCCUCGUCUCCCUGACAACCAGGUUUCCGCGGCGCAGCCCCCCAGACGGGAGAGGGAGUACAGCUGGAGACUGGGCGGCAGCACAGAGUGUAGCGCCUCCUGUGGUAAAGGAUUCCGACACUCCAUCUUCCACUGUGUCUCCCGGCCGGACCAGGGACAGGUGUCAGAUGCUUUGUGUGACAGAAGCAGCAGGCCGACUCCCCAGGAAGAGGCCUGCAACCUGGAACCCUGCCCAGCCUUCUGGGAUAUUGGAGAGUGGUCAGAAUGCAGUAAGACCUGCGGCCUGGGCACGCAGCACCGACAGGUCCUGUGUCGGCAGAUUUACGCUAACCGCACGCUCAACGUCCACGCGAGCCACUGUCGACACCUGGAGCGACCCGAAAUCAGCAGCACCUGCCAGAUGAAGAUCUGCAGCGAGUGGCAGACACGCUCCGAGUGGACCGCGUGUUCAGUGCCGUGUGGGCUGGGUCAGAGGUCACGAGAGGUCCGCUGUGUCAGCAACCUGGGCGACUUUGUUCCUGACGACGAGUGCAACAUGAAUUUGCGGCCCGUCGAUGUGGAGAACUGUGACAUGGGAACCUGUGCCAAGAGCUGGUUCUACACCGAGUGGAGCAGCAGGUGCUCGGCUGACUGUGGGAUGGGGGCCCGGACGCGAGGAGUCCUCUGCCUGACCCACCAGGUCAGCGGCCUCCCUCUGGAGGGGUGCGGCGGCGAGCGCCCCCCCGACGCUCAGGUCUGCAACAACGGCCUCUGUGAGAAUCGCAUGGAGUGGUUCACGGGCCCCUGGAGCCAGUGCUCCGCAGAGUGCGGCGCGGGCAGCCAGCAGAGGUCAUUGGUGUGUCUGAUGCAGUCGGAUGAAGGAUUCGCCGUCAUGCCGCCGUACGAGUGCUCCUCCCUGGAUCGGCCCCUCGGCCAGCAGAGCUGCAGCCUGAAGGCCUGCGGAGCAAAGUGGUUCCACACCGACUGGAGCGCUUGCUCCAAGACAUGCGAGCGGGGCUUCCGUGUGCGGGAGGUGCGCUGCCUGUCCCAAGACGCGCUGCCCAGCGAGGGCUGCGACGAGCGGCUGAGGCCGGCGGGGAGGGAGGACUGCAACCCGGAGCCCUGCCUACCCAGCGUUGACGAGAACUGCCGAGACAAAUACUUCAACUGCAACGUGGUGGUCCAGGCCCGCCUGUGCGUGUACGACUACUACCAGACGGCGUGCUGCUCGUCGUGCUCUCGGGGGGCUCACAGACAUCAUCAUGGGCGCAGAUAGCACCCGCCGGCUCGGCGUCGGGCCGGACUCGACCCCGCGGGUCGGCCUGGGGAGAGGACCAGCUGGGCCGUGGCCCGAAUGGGUGGAAGAGAGGAAGGAACGUUGGCGUUGGUUGGUUGGUAGGCAGCUGUUGGGAGAACGGCUCCACUGGGCAGAUAUUCAGACCCUUUCAGGGGGGGUGAGGGAGAUCGGCAGCCAACCGAGGAGUCUGACAGAAAUGAAGCUAUGGAUUUUAACCACAGACUUUAAAUAGAAUCCAUCUGAUGAACGUUUCAUUCAUGCAGCUGUGACGGCUGCUGUGCACCACGUGAUAUAAAGAGGUCAGGUGGACUAUAUAUAGAAAGCAUAUGUUCUAAUACGGUUCUUUGCACUUAAGGUUAUACGUGACCUCAUCGAACUGAAGACACUGACUAAUUAACACUUUUUCUUAAGGAUCAAACACAAAAGCCCUCCAUGGUGUAGGUGCUUGUUCUUCUUCAUGCAGCAUGGAUACACAAGGAUUAGUGUUCUUUGUGGCACAGAUGAGUUUUUUCUAAAGUUUAAACCAUUUGUUUUCAUCCCUGCAGUCAGUAGUCGUGUAGCUGUUGUAAUAUGGAUGUUUAUAUGUACGUAUGACAGAAUGAAUGGUACAAAUAUAUUUUUUAAUGGGUUCUCAGACAACUGAAGAGAAAAAGCCCCCUUUAUUUAUUUCAGUGCCCCCCCCAGUGAGGUUGCUGGUUCAUGGGCCACCGGGGGCCUGUGGGGGAUAAAAGCUGCUUCUCCACCAAUCAGAGCCUCUGAGCUGGAUGUAGACGUCCCACUGCCUGCUGGAUGGUAGGAGCAGAUGGACCCCAAGAGGAAGACAAAAUGUGUGUAUGAAAUAUAUAAUAACUAUUGAUCUAGUAUGAUGUUAACACUAAUAGUAAAUCAAUUAUUUAUAAACCAUACUGCCCUUUUUUCAGCUUCGUACACAACCUGCACACAGUACCUCUCGAGUGUUGGACUGUUUUUCAUAUGUUAUCUUUUGCCCCAUGCACUAUAAACUCACCUCUGACUCAUGUGUAAAUGAAUCAAUGUUUCAGUUGGAGGUGACUCACGGUUAUUCGGUCCCUUGGGUUUGUUGGGCCAGCAUGGGACCAUGAUUCAUUAUUUUCCCCACAUCAAUAAAGAAGUGUUUAAAUGAAUUACCAGAAUUAUUCAGUAUUCCACAUGUGUGCCACCAAUAAACCGCUGUAUUGGCCUUAUUUUACCUUCUGAGGGUUCAACCAUUGGUUCCAAUGAGGAACAUUCUUGAGAUGUUUUUUUACAAACUUGCAGCCUAUUUGUCCCGUUAGAUUUGUGAGAUGAUUGAGGUAAAUGUCUCAGACAGAGAUGUUUCUGAUUGAAGUCAUCCAUCUAGAGGACGAAGGCGACAUUACAAUUAGAUCUACAGAAGUAGUUGCACCUCAUAUUUCAUUUUCAAGUCACAAAAUGAUGACACAGAUCCGCUUCGCAGUCAUUUUAUGAAUGGUAUCCA